Molecule: messenger RNA, 543 nt
Organism: Nilaparvata lugens (brown planthopper)
Lineage: Eukaryota; Metazoa; Arthropoda; Insecta; Hemiptera; Delphacidae
Product: zinc finger protein 35-like
Exons: 5
Coding region: 1-543 (180 amino acids)
Biological process (GO): regulation of transcription by RNA polymerase II
Molecular function (GO): RNA polymerase II cis-regulatory region sequence-specific DNA binding; DNA-binding transcription factor activity
Source: RefSeq, a predicted model, not a curated record
AUGAAACCCCACAAGAAAAAAUUCAGCGGUGAACGAGGGAAGUCUGGGGAACGAGGGGCCAUGCAGUUGGCGCAUUACGGCCAAUCCACUGAUUUAGAAAGCGGUUCCAAGAAGUACAAGUGUGAAACAUGUAGUAAGAGCUUUUUGGAACAUUAUAAUCUUUUGGUUCAUCAAAGGAGCACACUGGAGAACGGCCUUAUGUAUGCCCUAUUUGUAGCAAAGAAAUCAGGUAUCACAAAGACUACGCUGAGCACAAGCGGUCACAUGCACAGAAAGCAGCGUUCACUUGCCAAAUUUGCGAUAAAACCUACAGAAGAAAACGUGACCUUGAAAGACACCUACACUCGCACCGUCAAGAAAGCAGGAAUGAUGGAGGAGCAUCAGUGCCAUAUCUGUGGCAAAACUUCUGAAACGUCUGUUGAUUUGGAAACCCAUUUAAGACACCACAUACCCAGAGUGAAGUCGGUUAGCUGCUCGCAAUGUCAGAGGAUGUUUACAUCGGAUGGAACGCUUAAAAUCCACAUGGAUAGAUUCCACAAGUAA